Molecule: messenger RNA, 2159 nt
Organism: Caenorhabditis auriculariae
Lineage: Eukaryota; Metazoa; Nematoda; Chromadorea; Rhabditida; Rhabditidae
Source: the annotation of a GenBank genome assembly
AUGGAUCCGGCCGAAGUGAUCAGAACUCUCAGGGACCUUUCUGAAAGGAAGAUUAAUCUCACGAAGGAGUUGAGAGACAUAACUGAAGCUCUCAAAAACGAACACGAAAGGAGAAUUCGAGAGAAAAAAGAAGAGAUAAAGAAAAGAGAGGACGAAGAGAAGAGCAGAAUGCAGGAGGAGCUGGACAAACGAGUUAAAGAGGCGGAGCAAGAGAUCCAGAAGUUCAAGAAAGAGCUGGAAGAUGACAAGGACGUCAAAGACAAGGAGAUCGAGAAGCUGGACCAGGAGAGAGAAAGAAUGGAGAAAGAGCGGCACGAUGUGGCAAAGAAAGGCUUGGCGGAUACGAUCACCCGGAAGAAGGAGGGCUGCCAGCAGGAAAAGUCGCGAAACGACGAGCUGGACGAGUCGAGAAGGGCUGGAAGACGUCAACUGGAGGAGCAUGUGGGGGAGAUCCGACGAGGAGGUCUGCAGAUGAUCGGAGUGAUGUCGGCGAUCGAGAAUGCGGCGGAUCAGAACGAGAGGGACAUUUCCUUGGAGGGAUGCAGUCGUCGCAUUCGAUCGACCUGUGCAAGUCUUGCCGAGGAUAGCAACGCUCUUCUGACCAAGGUUUGUGUUUGUUCUUUCGAGACUUCGUUUUCAGUUCAUCUGAUAGUAUUUUCAAACGACGUGUCGUAGUGAAACAGGUUGUCCUUCUGUUUACGGUCUAGAAAUGAGGGGGGAGGAGCUAUUCUAGAAUGUGGGGGGCUGAUCCGUACAAGGCUUUUUAAUGCUUAUUACAAAGUUGGGGGGCGAUCCUUUGAAGAUUGCCUAGGCAUUUUAGAAUCACCCCCACUUAGCACUGUGAGGGGGUGAUUCUAUAAUAAGGUAUAUACAAGUUCGCUGCUGAUCGCAAUCUAACCGAGGGGUUAAAAAAAUGCUGAUAGUGGGAAACCGCGACUAGGAGACUCAGCACACCCUAGAACGAAUAUGUGACUAGAGCGAGUUUAUUAAUUAUCACUGAUAUCACGAUAGGAACUUUUUUUCAUUUAUUUAUUGAACAUACAUUUUCCGUUCAAAUCCUAAUUUUUAAGGUGAACGUUUGGUUGGGAGACAAAACGAAGGCGACUAACUUGUCUGUGAGUUCAAGAUUCCAUUUUAUUAUUUUUUCCAAAACUCCAAUUUCAGAUUCUCUACGAACGUUACGCCGAAAGCGAGAAAAAGUUGGAAAAAGGCGUUCAGGAGGCCAUAGAUCAACUCGGCCAGAUAUCUCAACCAGACGCCUCGAUCAUAGCGUAUUCGGUGAGCUUUUUUGAGAAAGGGAAGAAGGAAUUUCUAUUGCUGGAGUUGAUAAAGAAGCAUGUACCGAUUCAAAAAAAGGUUUCGAGAAGAAGAUCCGUUUUUCGAGUGGUGUAUGAUUUUUUUUUCUAAUUAAUUUUUUCUCAAACUUCUUAAAGAUCCCUGCAUCAUUGAAAUUUCAGGACUCAAUAUGAGACCGUAACUCCAAAAUUUCGAGUACAAGAAUGAUUAACACAAGAAAAAAAAGAUUUUAAGUAACUUUGGAAUUUUUAAGGCUCACAUCAACGAAAUCAAAUCUCUUCUCGAUUGUUUUGAAAACCCUCAACAUCACACUAUCAGCCCAUAUCGAGGUGAGUUGAUUAUCCGUGGAGCGCGAUUCGAACUAAACCGUUUUUUUAAGCGACACUGUGAGUCGAUUAAAAGAGUUUCUAACUCAAAAUAUAUCAUUUUCUAAUUGGGCCAAAAAAUCGAAAUUCUUCUGACAGACUGCAGAAAUUUAAGAACUUCCAGCUGCGAAAUGUCAAUUGCAGCUGAAUUCUGGGAAUAAGGGGCUUUAAUUCUAAUUCACCGGUUAUUACGUCAUAAUCUCAUCGGAAAACUGUAUCGCACGUGGAAUGGUUCGGCAGCCGACUUAAAACGACUUUCGCUUUGAUUCAUCUUGAAUAUUUUGAACGCAGCUUCUCAUCCCACGUGCGACCAGAAUGAAUGACAAGUUUUUGCCCAAAACUCGAAUUAUUCUGAAUUCUCUCAUCUUUUUGCUUUUAUGAAUGAAAGAAAGGGGUGCGCAGAUGGGUCAAAAUGUUUAAAGUUAUUGAACGCGGGCUAUAAAAACAGAUAAGUUAUAUUUUGAAGCUGGAGAACCUCGAUACUACUUGCGUGAGUGA